AUGCCAUCACUUGAGUUGAACGUGAGCUUCCUGCCUCCGGGCUGGGUGAUCGGCUUGAUCGCCGUUGCCCUAACCGUCCACGUCGUGUGGACGGGAAAUGUCAGGGAGGACGUCCUGCGUCUCUUUCGAGGCGUAGGUCGUCUUCUCAGGCUGGGCGUUCUGGUGCCCGGGGAGCCUGCCCCCGACGACGUCGCACCUGGGUGGGCCGAUGAACGUGCCUUCGAGCACGUUCAUUGGGACUCCCAGAGCGACGUUUCCGAGGAGUCGGCGCUCCGUCCCAACGGCUUUUAG
Molecule: messenger RNA, 291 nt
Organism: Sporothrix brasiliensis 5110
Lineage: Eukaryota; Fungi; Ascomycota; Sordariomycetes; Ophiostomatales; Ophiostomataceae
Exons: 1
Coding region: 1-291 (96 amino acids)
Source: RefSeq, a predicted model, not a curated record